GCCGGCGGUGCCGGGGUCAUCGGGAUGAUGCGGACGCAGUGUCUGCUGGGGCUGCGCACGUUCGUGGCUUUCGCCGCCAAGCUCUGGAGCUUCUUCAUUUACCUUUUACGGAGGCAGAUCCGCACGGUAAUUCAGUACCAAACUGUUCGAUAUGAUAUCCUCCCCUUAUCUCCUGUGUCCCGGAAUCGGCUAGCCCAGGUGAAGAGGAAGAUCCUGGUGCUGGAUCUGGAUGAGACACUUAUUCACUCCCACCAUGAUGGGGUCCUGAGGCCCACAGUCCGGCCUGGUACACCUCCUGACUUCAUCCUCAAGGUGGUAAUAGACAAACAUCCUGUCCGGUUUUUUGUACAUAAGAGGCCCCAUGUGGAUUUCUUCCUGGAAGUGGUGAGCCAGUGGUACGAGCUGGUGGUGUUUACAGCAAGCAUGGAGAUCUAUGGCUCUGCUGUGGCAGAUAAACUGGACAAUAGCAGAAGCAUUCUUAAGAGGAGAUAUUACAGACAGCACUGCACUUUGGAGUUGGGCAGCUACAUCAAGGACCUCUCUGUGGUCCACAGUGACCUCUCCAGCAUUGUGAUCCUGGAUAACUCCCCAGGGGCUUACAGGAGCCAUCCAGACAAUGCCAUCCCCAUCAAAUCCUGGUUCAGUGACCCCAGCGACACAGCCCUUCUCAACCUGCUCCCAAUGCUGGAUGCCCUCAGGUUCACCGCUGAUGUUCGUUCCGUGCUGAGCCGAAACCUUCACCAACAUCGGCUCUGGUGACAGCUGCUCCCCCUCCACCUGAGUUGGGGUGGGGGGGAAAGGGAGGGCGAGCCCUUGGGAUGCCGUCUGAUGCCCUGUCCAAUGUGAGGACUGCCUGGGCAGGGUCUGCCUCUCCCACCCCUCUCUGCCCUGGGAGCCCUACACUCCACUUGGAGUUUGGAUGGACACAUGGGCCGGGGGCUCUGAAGCAGCCUCACUCUUAACUUCGUGUUCACACUCCAUGGAAACUCCAGACUGGGACACAGGCGGAAGCCUAGGAGAGCCGAAUCAGUGUUUGUGAAGAGGCAGGACUGGCCAGAGUGACAGACAUACGGUGAUCCAGGAGGCUCAAAGAGAAGCCAAGUCAGCUUUGUUGUGAUUUGAUUUUUUUAAAAAACUCUUGUACAAAACUGAUCUAAUUCUUCACUCCUGCUCCAAGGGCUGGGCUGUGGGUGGGAUACUGGGAUUUUGGGCCACUGGAUUUUCCCUAAAUUUGUCCCCCCUUUACUCUCCCUCUAUUUUUCUCUCCUUAGACUCCCUCAGACCUGUAACCAGCUUUGUGUCUUUUUUCCUUUCCUCUCUUUUAAACCAUGCAUUAUAACUUUGAAACCAAA
Messenger RNA from Nomascus leucogenys (northern white-cheeked gibbon), 1352 nucleotides. It is a transcript of the gene CTDNEP1, whose product is annotated as CTD nuclear envelope phosphatase 1. Lineage: Eukaryota; Metazoa; Chordata; Mammalia; Primates; Hylobatidae. The record is from RefSeq and is a predicted model, not a curated record. Gene Ontology annotation, molecular function: protein serine/threonine phosphatase activity.